Messenger RNA from Scleropages formosus (Asian bonytongue), 1204 nucleotides. It is a transcript of the gene rx1, whose product is annotated as retinal homeobox gene 1. The transcript has 3 exons. Gene Ontology annotation, biological process: positive regulation of transcription by RNA polymerase II. The record is from RefSeq and is a predicted model, not a curated record. Gene Ontology annotation, molecular function: RNA polymerase II cis-regulatory region sequence-specific DNA binding; DNA-binding transcription factor activity, RNA polymerase II-specific. NCBI's taxonomy places the organism in Eukaryota, Metazoa, Chordata, Actinopteri, Osteoglossiformes, Osteoglossidae. Bases 29 to 1006 code for a protein of 325 amino acids.
CUGGAACAGAGUAAGCCCAAUCAUUCGAAUGCAUUUGUCUCUGGAUUCCAUGAGCAUGGUGGACGACAGCUGCCUCUCACCGACCAACUUCCACGACAUGGUGAAGGGAGGGGCGGCAUCGGUGGGCAGCCGUGUCCACAGCAUCGAUGUCAUCCUGGGCUUCAGCAAGGACCAGGACCCUAUGCUGAACCAGGCAGGGCCACACAAAGCGGGGACCGAGGGCCUGGGAGACCCUGGGAAGCAGGAUCCCCCUCACGCCUAUGGACACCUCCCCGCGUUGGGGGAGAGCACAGAGCAGCCUGCUUUUCACACCCCAGGACUGUUUGCCAACAAGUGUGAGGGGGAGCUGAACGAGCUGCAGAAGGGCGUAGAAAGCGACGGCAAGUCACCCGAUCCGCUCGGAGAGGAGCAGCCCAAGAAGAAGCAUCGGAGGAACCGCACCACCUUUACCACCUACCAGCUGCAUGAGCUGGAGCGCGCCUUUGAGAAGUCCCACUACCCUGAUGUGUACAGUCGUGAGGAGUUGGCCAUGAAAGUCAACCUCCCAGAGGUCCGUGUGCAGGUGUGGUUCCAAAACCGGCGAGCCAAAUGGAGGCGCCAAGAGAAGAUGGAUGCCAGUGCCAUGAAGUUGCAUGACUCACCCAUGCUCUCCUUUAACCGUCCGCCAAUGCAUGCCAACGUGGGACCUAUGAGCAACUCGUUGCCCCUGGACCCCUGGCUGCCUUCACCCUUGUCGAGCGCUACACCGGUACAUAGCAUCCCGGGGUUCAUGGGCCCAACACAGGGCCUGCAGCCAACGUACCCCAGCCAUGGCUUCCUGAACAGCCCCCCGGCGAUGACACAAAGCAUGCAGCCAAUGGCGCCGCCCCCUUAUCAGUGCCCAGCAACCUUUACUGACAAGUACCCGCUGGAGGAUGUGGACCAGCGCAGUUCCAGCAUUGCCUCAUUGAGGAUGAAGGCUAAGGAGCACAUCCAGUCCAUGGACAAAACUUGGCAGCCCAUGUGAUAGACUGCGCUGGCCUCAAGUCAUACUGAAAACACCGAUCCCUUCGUCAUUCAAAUGUGACUAUACAGUAGGAAGGAAAAAAACACACCGUCAUUAGAACACACAAUGACUCUUCUUCAUCAGUAUCAUCUUGUUUUUGUCUGUUGGCCUCACCUUUUGCAGCUUCUCACUGGUUGAUGCUGGAGGGAGUAGGUUUGG